GCCGGAAGUAUUGACAUGGUGGAACCUUGACUGUGGCGGACCAACAUGGCCGCACUCGGGCGGGGGGCAGCCUUCUUACGUUUUCUCCGGAGCAACACACAGGUACUGUGCAGGUGCGGUAAACCAGCAGGAUGCACCUUGGCAAGAUGGAGAAGCAUGGCUACGUCUGUGGCUGUGGGUGGCAGCCUGUGCGCCGUUCCUUUCACUCAGGCUCCGAGUUUGUCUCAUGAGUCGUUGAUAAGACGAGCAGCCUCACUGGUGACUGACAGUUCCAACACGUUCCUGUCUCAGACCACUUUAGCGCUCAUAGAUGCAAUUACUGAGUAUUCAAAGGCUGUUCACACGCUAGUAGCGCUCCAAAAGCGCUACCUAGCAUCACUGGGGAAACUGAGCCAAGCAGAGGAGGAUUCCAUCUGGCAGGUGAUGGUUGGCCAGAGAGCGGAGAUCAGCGACAGGCAAGAGGAGUGUAAGCGAUUUGAGGCAGUGUGGAUCAACGCCAUCCGUUUGUGUGAAACAGCGGCUGAGGCGGCGUAUACUUCAGGGGCAGAGCACGCAUCCAUCACCAUGCAGACCAACAUUCAGCUUGCCCGGUCCCAGGCAGAGGAGGCACGAAACUUCUCCAGGGAUGCAGACAAGAAGCUGGUAGAGGCCAAAGCCCUGGAGGUCCAAGCAUCAGCCCAGCGGGCCGCCGCUCUAGAGAAAAGCGAUGAAGAUGUGCCUGAAGCUUACCUCAGAGAAGACUGAGAUAAGCUAAGAACAAACACAGAAGUGAGAAACUAGUACAUGUUGGCGCAAAACUGGAUUGCCUUGGUGGAAUACUUGUGAAUUUGACAGUUCUUACUCUGAACACAUUGUGGAGAAUGGGUGAUUUUUUUUUUUUCAUGUCUGACCGAAGUGGAGGUCUUUGCACUGUUUGUGGAUUUCAGAAUGUCCCUGUAAUGUCGAACUUGCUCUGCCAACAUUAAAAAAAAGAGCAUGGAAUUUGAAACGGGAAGUUUUUAGACUAAAAUAGUCUGAAAGAUUUACUCUUUAGGACCCCUACAACACAUUGAACAUACAGUCAUGUAAAAAAAUAAGGACACCCUAUGGAAGCCUGUGUGUUUUCUAACAUACUUGGCCAUAUGGAUAUUGAGUAUCAAUUUUAACACUCUUGAAAGAUUCAAUUAAUAGAACUAAAAAUCUGUGAAAAAAAUAUUUUUUAUAACUUUUGUAAAAUGUCAUUUUUAAAUACAUGCAAUUUCUGUUGAGGAAUAAAUUAGGACACCCCCAUAUUCAAUCCCACCUAAAAUGGCUAAAAUUACACACAGGUGUAACACAUCAGGUGCACAUGAUCAGAACAUCAUUACUAGAGCUGGGAAUCUUUGGGCACUUAAUGAUUCGGUUACG
Messenger RNA from Corythoichthys intestinalis (scribbled pipefish), 1386 nucleotides. Its product is annotated as diablo IAP-binding mitochondrial protein-like. Bases 46 to 744 code for a protein of 232 amino acids. NCBI's taxonomy places the organism in Eukaryota, Metazoa, Chordata, Actinopteri, Syngnathiformes, Syngnathidae. Gene Ontology annotation, cellular component: mitochondrion. Gene Ontology annotation, biological process: intrinsic apoptotic signaling pathway in response to oxidative stress; neuron apoptotic process. The record is from RefSeq and is a predicted model, not a curated record. The transcript is spliced from 6 exons.